UGAGACCGAAAAGUCUCAAAUCACUUCACUUCAGUUAGUCUCUGGAGUCCAAAAGUGUUGUCUGCAUCGUAUGUGAAAAUUAAAUUCACAUCGAUCUGCAUAAAAUAUGACGAUUAAAGUUUAUGUCUCCGGUAUUUGUGGAAGCCAUGAAGUAAGGAAACAACAGCAGAGGGUCUUGUUCAUACUUCAGAGUUUACCUAUUGAUUUGCAAGUUAUUGACAUUACAGAACCAGGAAGAGAUGAGGAUUUGACUUACAUGCAAGAAGAAGCUAAGAAACAUAAUAAAAGUACACAACUGCCACCUCAGAUAUUUAAUGAUGACAAGUAUUGUGGGGACUAUGCUGAUUUUGAACUGGCAAAUGAUGAUGAUGUUAUUAUGAGUUUCUUAAAACUUGAAGACAGUUCGGAAAAGAAAGUUGAAACUGCCGGUGAUGUUAUUACACAAAAUGGCAUUGGUAACCAUGAGAGAGAAGACGUGGAUAAGCAUGAUUAAAUGCCAACUCCCAUCAUCAACUGCAGAAGAAAAUGUCUUAUUAACAUAGUUGCAUGAAUUCUAACUCUUCCUCAUUUGUGGCUUUGGCUCAGCUUAAGCAUAUUUAAUGAGCAGAUCAAAUAUUUUGAUUGGAAAGGAAUCAAAAGUUUAAUAGUUUUCAUAUCCAUGCAUUUCAAAAUUUAUUUUUCUUCCAUACAAAGAAAAAAAAUUCAUGAAAUUUUUCAUAUCCUGUGAUAUUUUAUGAUGGAUUAAACGAAAAAUGUUUUCCAUUAUAUUAAGCAUCAUAAAUUAUAUAAGCUCUGUUGCAUGUUUAACUAACUAUAUAUUCUACUGCUGGCAGUAGUUUUUAUAAUAUAUUUUGUACAUAUAUGUAUGUAAAUUAGAUCAGGACACAAAAUUUCUGAGAAUCAUAUGUGGUAAGUUAUUUAACAUUAAUAAUUAUUGGAGCCGGUGGUUGAAGUGUGGAGGACUUUCAUUUAAGAAAGUUAAGUUAGACUUCAUGUUUGUUUAACAAUAAAUUUACCUUUUAUCAGGGUACUUUCAUGUAAGCAUUUCUUAUUUUGAAAUUGAUUGUAGUAAAAAUUAUAUAUGUGAUAUAUAUUGUAUAGAUUGUGUAUGGGCAUUUUAUUUUGAAAUAUGUGAUGAAUUAUUUUUAUUAGUAGGUAUUUUUCCUUAAUAUCUAUAUUGAAACAUAAUGAUAUUUAUAACAAAUUUAAAAGCAAUUUUAAUUAAAUAAAAGCAAUUAUAUUUUUCAAACUUCUGAAGAAUAGUUAAUUAUUACUGUCAACUGAUAGCCAACAUUUUUGGUGUGAUAACUACCUUUACAAGAAAUUUUGUGUCCUAAGUAAAGUUAUAUUUAAACAUAUUCUCUGCACAGGCCUAUUUUUAUUUUGAAUCCCGCUGUGUGGGGUCUGAGCAUAAGGUAAAACUUUUUUUAGCUCUUAAUCAAUUUUUAAAAAAUCUUAUAAUUAUUUAUUUCUUUUUAGUUUUCAUUUAAAAAAAUAUUUUAUGUGGCAUUAUUAUUUACUGAAAUUCUCAUACAAGGAGUUAUAAAGGUUAGUUCUUAUUCAUAAUUAAUAUAUGUGAGUGACACAGAUGGUACAUUUUUGGUAUCUGAUUGAAAUUUGUUAAUUGGCCUGAGACAUUAUUACAGUUUCUCACGGUAUUACAAAAUGUGUAAGUGACUAAUUUUACAACUCCUAUUACGAUGAGGUACUGUCCUUAUAAUUCCUUUUUGUUUUUCUUUUCUUUUUUAUUUGAAAAUCAGGUUUUACUUUUUUCUUAUAUGGAAUAGCUCUGACCCCUGAAUGCUCAAAAUAUUCAAAAAUGUUUUCUUAUAUUUAUAUAUUUGUUUUUGAUAUUCUUAGUGCUUGCCAAUAUUUGUUUUGUGAAAUUUUUUUUAGAAUCAAGUUUUAAGUAUCCCUCCAUAUAUAUAUUAAGCAGUAGAAUACUGUAAUGUAUUUUUAUCAUUGAUAUUUUAUUCAUGACUUGAAUGUAAAUAAAAGUAAUAAAUCCAUUGCAAUUGAAAUUCCCUUAAAAAAAUUUUUUUUUUACCUUUAAAAAAAGUCCUCAAUUGUUUACACUAAACCUUUUUAGUAGACUUUAUGUAACACUAGUGUUAAACACAUUUUAAACUGUACUUACUUUUUCUUAUACUUUUAACUUUUUGUAAUAUAUAAAUGUAAUUUGAUACGAAUUAUUUUAGAACUAAAAUUUUUUGUAAUUUAUAUUAUUUAAUAAUGUUGAUCUUAGUAAUGAAAUUAAAUGUUAAAAAAUUGCUUGUUACCAUUCAUAAUGAUUCAUUUGCAUAAACUAGUUAUUGUUUAAUAUAUUAUGUAUUUCUGAGUUUACUUUUAUUCUAUAAAAAAUUCUAUUUCUGCUUGUUCUAUUAAAAGAAUUAUAAGCAUUGCCUCUAACAUGCACGCACUUUUUGGUUUUAAACGUUUUCUUUUAUUGUUUGACUAAUCCAUAGAAUUGUUAAUAAAAUAUAAGC
Messenger RNA from Uloborus diversus, 2486 nucleotides. Its product is annotated as SH3 domain-binding glutamic acid-rich protein homolog. Lineage: Eukaryota; Metazoa; Arthropoda; Arachnida; Araneae; Uloboridae. The record is from RefSeq and is a predicted model, not a curated record. Gene Ontology annotation, cellular component: cytoplasm. The transcript has 4 exons. Bases 107 to 493 code for a protein of 128 amino acids.